This is a messenger RNA of Nannizzia gypsea CBS 118893, 1020 nucleotides long. RefSeq lists its product as hypothetical. The transcript has a single exon. The record is from RefSeq and is a predicted model, not a curated record. Bases 1 to 1020 code for a protein of 339 amino acids. NCBI's taxonomy places the organism in Eukaryota, Fungi, Ascomycota, Eurotiomycetes, Onygenales, Arthrodermataceae.
AUGUUCCGCGCUAAAAACACACAGGCUAGGAAGCCCUGGGAACUGCAGCCUCGUUCCUCGACCUCAAUUGCUGGCCGCCAAACCGGGCGUCUUUCUAUGCACCAAUACGCACAACGAUCCCGCCCCAUUAUCCACCCAGUCCCAUCCAACCAACGAAGCAGCAGCGAGCAGCUUUUUAGGCCUCCCACCAGCCUUAAUUACCUGUUUAACGCUGAUAAUCGUGAAGAUGAGUCCAACGAUAGUGACAACACUGAAGAAGAAGUCGAUGAUGAUGAUAGUGAUGAAGAGGAAGAGGAAGAAGAUUCCGAGGACGCUCAGGAAGAUGAUAUACCGGAACCUGUCUGGGCUUACCACGUCUACCGCACGGAAAUUGACCCAGCAGAUCCAAACCCAAGGCCAGUCUAUAUAUCCUCACACCUGAAUAGGCUGCGCGCAGAGGACAAAAUGCGAGACCAAAUAGCAUCCUGCUACAGCAACUUAAAGGAACGCAUGCGCAUGGAAUUCCGCGCAACAUUUGAAGAAGGCUUCACUGAACAAACAGUAGAGUUUGGAUCCGGCCGCACAGUAACAGUGCGAGUUGAACGAGAAAUCCACGAAGAACCAGUGAAACGCAAGAAAAGGGUCAAGCUCGAACGUAUACCUACAAAAAUAUACACCAUCAUCGAGCAAGUCCGGACCACACCUGUUGGUGAUAACACCAGCAAACUCCCAAUUCGAGUCGAAACAGAGGGCAUGAAAUAUACUGAGAUGUCAGAAUGUUUUAUACGCCGUAACGACGCCAACGCUCAGGCAAAUCGCCUCAUGCUGGCUCAUCUUACUUGUCACCUGGACGAAGCUAAACGGUUCGACUUGGGCGUAACUGGUGAUAUCGAUACGCAGGCUAGGUUAUACCUUCAUGAACUUGACGCGGGGGAGAGGCUUUAUGAUAAGAAACAUGUGUUGCCUGCGGUGGAAGAUGGGGUGAAAAAGGAGGUGUUCAUCCGUGUGGUAGAGCAUCUGGUGCGAGGGCCUAGGAACUAG